Molecule: messenger RNA, 38998 nt
Organism: Podarcis lilfordi (Lilford's wall lizard)
Lineage: Eukaryota; Metazoa; Chordata; Lepidosauria; Squamata; Lacertidae
Source: the annotation of a GenBank genome assembly
GGGAUAAAUGCAAGAACAAGUCUGUAUUUGAAUACAAGUGUUCUUGCUCCUAGGUGGCAAUAUUAGUAAGAAAUAGUAAAUAAUUUGAUUUGCUGUAAAAUGCAGUUUUUUCAGUUAUGCCCUUUAUUGCAAAUUCACUGUUUUGGAUUAAAAUAUCAAGGAAAUUCAGCUAUAUACCAAGUCCAUGCUAUUUUUCGGAUUAAUUUCUUUACUUCUUUCUGUUCACAUUCAAAAGAUUCAGAUCUUAAUCUGCCUUCUUAGUGACUGAAGGUAAGAACCAUUUCAUUUUAAAUUCAGCAUGCAUGAAUGGUUACAAUACAAAUAACCAGUAUACUUAAAUACGGUGCACAGUACUGCACAGAACAAACUAAAGGAGAAUAAAUCCACCACUAUUUCACUAUCGUUGUCAAGAAGAUGUUACAGAAUACAUCCACAAUACAACAUCAGUCUGGGGAGGGCCAGAAUCUCUUGCUCUUUUAACAUUCACAAAUGCAUAUUUUCUUAGUAUGGGACCAUAAUAAGGAGAAUGUAAAUGUUGGAACAUGACCAAUAGUCAGAAAUACUGGUGUUAUCACUGUCAGUUUCAUUGAGCACAUAAAUACUGUGGGUGCAAUUAUACCUUAAACUUCUUUAAUUCCUUCAGCCAAUCUAUAAUCAUGACCUCAGACUCUGAAAUGGCUGUAUUUGGAGAGGCGGCUCCUUUUCUCCGGAAACCGGAGAAGGAGAGAAUUGAGGCUCAGAAUCGUCCAUUUGAUGCUAAAGCAGCCUGCUUUGUGACAGAUGACAAAGAAAUGUACAUCAAAGGCACUAUACUGAGUAGAGAGCCGGGGAAAAUCACUGUCAAAAUCGAGCAAGAUGACCGUGUAAGUAGGAAUUUAACCUACCUGUUUCACUGAAUGGUUCUUGGUUACCUAGUUGAAGGUUGGCCAGUUUCUGCAGUCUAGGGUACCACUUUGUUUUUCCAGAAAGUGGUCUGGAGACUGGGAGUAGUCAACCAUUAAAAUAUUGGCACUAUCUAACCAUAAACACUUGGGAAUUAUGAAGCAAAUAUGCUAAGUCCUAGUAUUACAUGCCAACAUGUAUAGUGCCACAACACACACAAAACUCAAAAGAGAUGUUUAACAUUAAUUGUGUUGAGAUGAAAGAUAAGGAGUUUUGUGAAUCUUAUCAACUCUCCCUCCAUGGCAGCCUUCUUUCUAGUGGUUUUCAAGUAGGCUUUUAAAUUCAGGACAGUAUCUGUUGUUGGGUCAUGUCUCUGCUGCUUCAGGAACCAUUUUAAUAUUAUUAUUUUUAUGAAAUCAACCUAAGUUGGAGUUCAUUUAGCACUCCCUCAAAAAUAUCUUUCAGCCACCAAAAUGUUCAGCACUAAACAUUAAAAUGUGGGGUCCCUACUGGAAAUUUAUAAAUAGUAGGAUCAAGGUAACACAAUCCCAGAGACCUCUAGUUGAAAAUAAUGGCCUACUUUCAAAAUACUUACCUCUCCCAUAUUUGUUCAUCUUCUCUAUAACCCUUUUCCUCCCAGACUGUGACAGUUAAGGAAGAUCAGGUUUUUGCCAUGAAUCCUCCCAAAUUUGAUAAAAUUGAGGACAUGGUUAUGAUGACCCAUCUCCACGAGCCUGCUGUCUUGUAUAACCUCAAAGAGCGUUAUGCUUCUUGGAUGAUCUAUGUAAGUUGAAACUGAAUCUGAAGCCUAGUUUGUUUCUUUUUCAAUCCAUCAACUACGUACCAUGAUAUGCAUUAUCUCCUUUUUCUUCAGACCUACUCAGGUCUCUUCUGUGUCACUGUCAACCCUUACAAGUGGCUGCCGGUAUAUAACCCAGAAGUAGUGUCUGGUUACAGGGGCAAAAAACGGCAAGAGGCGCCUCCUCAUAUCUUCUCUAUCUCUGACAAUGCCUAUCAGUUUAUGUUAACUGGUGAGUACUCAGAAGUUAGUGUGCAACUAGAGUGCAAGGUUCAAACCUACACAUUACAGAAAUAUUUGAGGCAUAGAAAUUUAACAAAUUACAUGCACCACAGCCCUCAUUUUGGAGGGAUAUGCAUCCAUGUAGUCUUCUUAGCAUGAGCAGUAGGACCCAUUUGCCAGCAUCUCUUCCAACUAUCAGUGUCCAUCUCCUCAGCCCAAAUUCCAUUUGUUUCACCUUCCUUUUAGAGGUGAGGCUAAACAGGUAAAAUUCUGUCUGAGAAGAUGGAGAUUGAUAGUUGAGAGUGAAGGAGAGAUGCUGGUUGGAUGAAGCUGUCCCACCAUUACCGAAGAACAAGAGGACUGAGCUUCAAGCAUUUCAAAAGGAGCAAGAGAAGUGAUUCGCAUUCCUUCACAAUUCCUUCUAUGCAAAUUGCUUCUUUCGGCAUAAUAUCAGAAGUCAGAUAAGAUGGUUUGCCCAACCAUCACAGAUACCGUAUUUUUCAUUCUAUAAGAUGCACCAGACCACAAGCUGCACCUAGUUUUUGGAGGAGGAAAACAAGAAAAAAAAUAUUCUGAAUCCUAGAAGCCAUAACAGCAAGAGGGAUCGUUGCACAGUGAAAGCAGCAAUCCCUCUUGCUGUUCUGGCUUCUGGGAUAGCUGCGCAGCCUACAUUCGCUCCAUAAGACGCACACACAUUUCCCCUUACUUUUUAGGAGGGAAAAAGUGAGUCUUAUAGAGCAAAAAUUACGGUACUUUUUGAGAGAGGUGCUUUAGACAUUUAUCUAGUUAUUUGAAGUAGGAUCUUUGGUGGAAAGCUAGUGCUAUAAGCUCAUUGACUGGGGAAGGUCUUGUUUUCUCCAGUUCCUGCCAACUUUCCAAAGGCAGUCAAGUUGAAGAAAUUAUUAGAUAUGGUACAUGGGAGACGAGGUGGCAAGGUUCAUGUUUCUAUCCCAUGUCCUCUAAUGCCCGCUUUCUGACACUCCUCACCUUCCAGCAUCCCCAUACCUGAAACACUCUCUACUAUAAGAAAUUGGAAGAGGGUGACAAGAUGCCAUUCUGAAGUGAUCCUCUUACAUAUACAUAGCACAGUUUAUCCAUAGCAUGUUUUCAGCUGACUAAUCUGUAAGAAGGAGACGGACCAUAGUUCAGUGGCAGGGUACAAGUUUUGCAAGCAAAUGGUCAAUGUUCAGUCCUUAGCAUCUCCACUUGGGGCUGCAAAAGUUCCCUAUCUGAAAUGCUGAGAACCACUGCUAGUCAGUAUAAGCAGUAAUGAGCUUUAUGAACCCUAGAUCUGACUCUUCCUAAGCAGAAUCCUCAGAUCAGCCCUCACAGAGUUUGACUAGAAACAGAACUGACUGGUAUCUCCUUUUUACCUUUCAGAUCGCGAAAACCAGUCAGUCCUGAUUACGUGAGUAUUCCCCCCCCCCCCCGAAUAGCUAAAUGUUGUAGGAGCGGAUAAUACAGUCAUUGGUUGUUUCCACACUUCAGGUUGUUUACAAAACAAAACAAAAUUGAAUAUGGAAACAGAAGUACAGUGGUACCUCGGGUUAAGUACUUAAUUCGUUCCGGAGGUCCGUUCUUAACCUGAAACUGUUCUUAACCUGAAGCACCACUUUAGUUAAUGGGGCCUCCUGCUGCCGCCACGCCGCAGGAGCCCAAUUUCUGUUCUUAUCCUGAAGCAAAGUUCUUAACCUGAAGCACUAUUUCUGGGUUAGCGGAGUGUGUAACUUGAAGCGUAUGUAACCUGAAGCGUAUGUAACCCGAGGUACCACUGUAUUUAAUUACUGGCAAACAAGCCAAGGGGAAAAAAGCAGGGGGGGUAAUAAUCACCACAAUAAGAAAGAAAGACUAAGAUAAUUAGUUUGGACUUCUUUGUUCCAACAGUGGAGAAUCCGGUGCAGGAAAAACUGUGAACACCAAGCGUGUCAUCCAGUACUUUGCAACAAUUGCAGUUGCUGGGGACAAGAAGAAGGAACCUCAACCGGGUAAAAUGAAGGUUUGUGAUACUGAUAAAGUUUUCAAUGGCUAUUUCAUACUGUUGUUAUUCUGGAAAUAUCAGUAAUGCACUCUAACUUUAGCAGAUGUAAAAAUCAAAAUUAGCUGAACACAGAGAGAAAUGUAAGCGACUUACAUUAACCAUUUCACAGAAUCACAGAAUCACAGAACUGUAGAGUUGGAAGGGACCCUAAGGAUCAUCUAGUCCAACCCCCUGCAAUGCAGGAAUAUGCAGCUGGUCCAUACAGGGAUCGAACCUGCAACCUUGGUGUUAUCAGCACCAUGGUCUGCAUCCCUUCUCUUGAAGGGAGAUGUCAUUUUAAAGUUUUGUGUAGUUCAACAGAAUGCUUAAAGCUGCCAUAAUGAUAUGUGCUCUUCAAUGCUUUCAAAGCACAAUUUCACAGGAAAUUUCUCAUGUUAUAAUUAGGGAACCCUGGAGGAUCAAAUCAUCCAGGCUAAUCCUCUACUGGAAGCCUUUGGCAAUGCCAAGACAGUGAGAAAUGACAACUCUUCACGUUUUGUAAGUUCUGACCGUUUAUGUAUGUAUGUAUGUAUGUAUGAAUUGCUCAGUUGUGCAGAAAAUCUGUGUGUUAUAAAUUAAAUAUGUGUUCACUUCCUACCAAAUUUGCAAGAGGAGACUUAUACCAAUCUUCAAUUCACCAGGGAAAAUUUAUCAGAAUUCAUUUUGGGACCACAGGAAAGCUGGCAUCUGCAGACAUUGAAACCUGUGAGUGGCUGCCCCAUUUCUACUUGAUAAAUAAAUUAAGCACAGUAUUACAAAGAACACCUUGGACUUUGCUUAUUUGUUUUUAUAUUCAAAUUCUCACAGAUCUUCUGGAGAAAUCUAGAGUGACAUUUCAGCUUUCUGCUGAGAGGAGCUACCACAUAUUUUACCAGAUAAUGUCAAAUAAGAAACCAGAGUUGAUUGGUAAGAGGAAGCAACGUGGAAAUCCAUUUUACUGUCUUUAUUCAAGCUAUUCAAAAGGAAACCAACAUAGUUGCUCUUUUUUAUUUUUUUGCUUGCAGACCUUAUGCUCAUUUCCACCAAUCCCUAUGAUUUCCCAUUUGUGAGUCAGGGGGAACUCACUGUGGCCAGCAUAGAUGAUGCGGAAGAGCUAUUAGCAACUGAUGUAAGUCUCCCUGAGGGUGUUUGAAAGUGAUCAUUUUAUAGUGCCCUAAAUGCACAUUUGUUUCUCGGUUGAUGAGGGGGAUCCAGAUAUCUUUUCCCAAAGAAAGGAUCCUAAUGCAGAGUGAUUGCAUUUGCCCAGCAGUCCAACUUAGCACAUGAAUUGAAGCAGUGCUAUGUGAAAUCUGGUUCUGUGUGGUUAUGAGCACUUAUUGACAGUUUCCACUGGGACAAAACGAGUUACAAAUUCAUUGUUUGCCCAGUUUUCCAGAAACAUGAAGUACCCAGAAAGAUAAGUACCAGAGUAGUCUAUGAAAGUGUUCUAAAUUUGUUGUGGAUAAGCUUAACAUUUCACAGCAAGAAUUUAUUAUGCAAAUUAAGACAUUUCUGAAGAUACGCAGCAAAAAUAAUUAUUGAUUUGGCUUAUCACAAUAUACAAUUGGAAAUAUCUGGAAUGUGGAAUACUGCAAAUUAAGCUUUGGUAAAAUGCAUGUUUGGGAAUAUUUGGAGGACAUUGAGGAUCAGUGAGUGUUAGAAGGAAUGCAUUGAGUAUUUUAAUGGAAAUCAUUGUUGGUGCUUCUUCUAAUCUUACUUUCAACCUGAAGGCAGAAACAUCAGGUGAAAAUGUCUAUUUAUUUAUUUUUAAUUUUAUUAAGGAUUUUCUUGUUUUACAGAAGUAAGUGUAAUGCCUCGUAUUUCCCCCCCCCCCCAUGUAACAUUUUUACAAAUCCGUUUCAUUUGUUGAGGCAUUAGGGGGAGAAGAAAAAAAGGAAAAAAGAAAGGGGUGGGUGGAGAGAGGGAAGAUGGAUGGGGGUGGGGUCGGGUGGCGGUGUUUCUAUUAUGUUUAAUGUAUGUACAGUUUGGUGUCAGCGUUGCUUGUGUUGUUCACUUGUGUUCCUUUGGUGGUGAGAGAGGUUGGGGUUGGCCUAGGGUGUGAUUGUUUGCUUGUGAUUGGCUGUGGUGAUCUUUGUUUUCGUGUGUGAGUGAGGUGGGUGGGUGUUUUGGAUCGGGUUAGCCAUAUUGAUUUGUAUGCUGUUGGUGGAUUAUUGUCAUUGUCUUGUUGGGCUGUGUAUGUGAUAAAGGGGAGCCAUACCGGGGUGAAGGCGUCUUCUUCUGUUUGUCCCCGUGUCAGUUUCAGUUUAUUAGUUAAUUUUUCUAGUAGGGCUGUUUCCCAUACUAUUUGGUACCAUUGGUCCAUGUUUACUCCUGACAGGUCUCUCCAGUGUCUGGUUAUGGUGUUUCUGGCUGCUGAAAGUAGGUGGGUUAUGAGUACUUUGUGGUGUAAAUGGGCAUUGUUGUCUUGGAAGAUGUUUAGUAGGGCCAAUUCUGGGGUGAUGUCUAUUACUUGCUUAGUUAUUUUACAUAUUUCUUGUAUGGCUGUUGUCCAGAAUAGUUGGAUUUUGGGACACUCCCACCACAUGUGGAAGUAUGUGCCUGUGGAGGUGCACCCUCUCCAGCAUUUUGGUGAGGUUCCUGGGUGUAUUAGCGCUAGUUUCCUUGGUGUUAGGUACCACCUGUAGGUGAGUUUCAGUGUGAGUUCUUUUCUUUUCGUUGAUAUGGAUUUAAAGGGGGGUUUAGACCACAUUCUGGUCCAUUGAGUGGGGUUAAUCUCAUAGCCUAUGUAAUUUUCCCAUUGUUUUUUGAUUGCAUCUAAGGGAUUUGCGGGAUUUUGGAGUAGUAUUUUGUAUAUUGCGGAUACCGUCCCUUUACCGUUUCCCUUUGUUGUUAGGAGGAGGUUUUCGAAGGUUGUCAGGGGCCUAGUUGCUGCUGAUUUUACUGUUGGGUUGUUUAAGAGGGCAUGUAGUUGGUGUUGUGUUAACCAGGGCAUUUGGGUGUCUUCUAGUUUGUCUUGUGUUGACAAGGGUUUGUUAUUUUUAUAAAAGUCUAUUAGGUGAUAUAAGCCUUUGGUUUGCCAGGUUUUUAUCUGGAGGUUUUGUGCUGCAUGGUGGAAUAAUGGGUGGUACGCCAGGGGGAUUAGUGGGGAUGGGGUUGGGGAUAGUUUGCCUAUUUGUGUUUUCCAUGCUUUGAGCAUGGUCUGUGUGUACCUGUUAAGUGUUGUGGGGAUUUUCUUUAGUUUGUUUGGGAGGAGUGGGUAUGUUGUGGUGCAGGUAUUGAAAAUGUCUAUUUGACAGUACUGCACACACUGUGUGCCGACAAGUCAAUUGACCAAACCAAUUAAGAGUGAUCCACAAAUGGAAACAGGUUUCUGCUGUUUCCAUUUGUGAAAAGAGCACAAAUGACUACUAAGAACUUGAGGAGGAAGAGCCUUUAUCUACUUGGUUACAGAUGAUCCUAGUGGACUGCCUGACAUAAUUUGGUGGUAGGAAGGGAGUAAUUUUUAUUUAUUUAUAUUGGUUAGUUGCUCUUCUUACAUAACUGAAAACAACUUACACUAAAACCAAUUAAGAACAACAAUAAGGAUAUACAGGACUUCAUCCAGUUGCCUCUUCCUCCACUCCCACCUACUUAACAGGUGACCUGUUUUAUCAGAGCUACUGACAGUGCUGCUGAUCACAUCUUAUGCAGAGCAAACUGUGACUUCUGUGACACAACAGUGGGCAGUCUUACAGUGUCCUAUACGUUUCCUUUGUCAGUUUGAGCAACUUUCAUGACAAGGGCAUUCCAAAACAUUCUGUGAGAAUACAGUCAAAAUAUCUCAAUUGCUACCAAUAACUGCAGUUGAGAUCAGAAUAUUAAAGCUUUUUUAUGAGUCCCUGGUUAUUUUUCUAUGCAUAAGAGAUUGUAAUUGGAUAGUUAGUUACCUGCAUCCUAACACAAACUGCAUCACUGUUUAAUCAAUUACAGAAGAUAAUGGUUGGGAUAUAGGAGUCUGUAAAAUUACAGAGGGCUUUUGCAUCCCCAAGUGGUACGAGAUGGUCAUUGCUGCUAGAGAACAGAAUUCACAAGAGUUCACCUUCAUUUCCUUUGGAGUGGUGAGGAGAGCUUUAGCUGAUUUCACCCUGUUAAAAAAAAGAAAAAAAGAUUGAGUUUAAUCUGAACAGUACGUUUCCUGAAAAUACAUUAGAGGGGAUGGAAGCACAUAGACAAAAAUAACCUUGUUGUUGUUAUUAACACAGCUUGUAGAUCAUAGACACGCCUGUAAAGCUCAGAAUGCUAUUAUGCAAGACAAAAAACUAGGAAUGGCAGAUCAAGGUUUCACACAUUGCAUAGGGCAAAAAGGAUAAUGGUGGGAUCUCUAUUCUAUGGAAAACUGGAAUAAAGGGUAUCCAGGUCAGCUUUGACUAUUUGGGUAAGUGAUGGUAUCUUAUAGGAAAUGACAUGAAAUAUUUCUUCCCUGAGAAAAACAACACUUACUUAGAUGUGUGGGUGGCCUUUAACUUUUCCACUUGCAGAAUCCACUAAUCCACUAUAGCAUUGUUAAUCGUUAUUAACAGGUAGGAGUGCUUCUGUCUCCUUUGUAUGAAUUAAGUGCUCUUCAUUUUUUAUUUUUGCUUUCAAACGCUAUCUACCAUUGGAGACUUCCACAAACUUAGCCUCUGUAUAUUUUUCUUGUUACUCUCUGCAGAGUGCCAUUGACAUCCUGGGCUUCACUGCUGAAGAGAGGGUUGGAAUCUAUAAGCUGACAGGGGCAGUGAUGCAUUAUGGGAACCUGAAAUUCAAGCAGAAGCAGCGGGAGGAGCAAGCAGAGCCAGAUGGUACUGAAGGUAAAUGUUACAUGGUACAUUGUCCUCAAGUCUGCAUUAUACGUGUUGACUGUGCUGUGGCCAGCUUUUUCUUUUUCUUUUCUUUUUUACAAUUUCCAAUUCAAUCUUUAUUAUUUUUAAAAAUAUACAUUUAUACAACAUUUAUACAACACUCUGUUUUUGUUUGUAACAAAAAAGAAAAUGAUGGCAACUGAAGCAAAGAUACUUUUUAUACCUCACAAUACACAUGACACUACCAUUUUUAGAAAGAAAGAAAAAAGAAAUAAAGAAAGAGAAAAGAAAAAGAAGAAAAAUAAAGAAGAAAAAGUAAUUGAGAUUUUAAAAAAGACUUCCAAACAUUGUCAUUGUACGUUAUCUGUUAAAUACACUUUUACUGCACAGUUACUUUUUUCUUAUAUUUUUUAUCGUAUUUCUAUGUAAAUUGUCAAUUACCUUUAUAUACUACAAGGCUCAGUCUAGGUCUGGCAGGAGAUUACCGUUUAUACCAUGGUGGCCAGCUUUUUCUGAUGACCAGAUUGUAUGUAAAUGCACGUUCCCAAAGUUCUGCUCCAUACUUUUAACAAAAAUGUACAAUGACUGGAUGAAAAUAUUAAAGCCAAUUACAUCCUAUAUGGGUAUUAUAUAAAGUCACCAUCUCUACAGACAACUGAAUGGCUUUUUUGUGGGUGUAACAGGGAGUUUCUGAAUGCUGUUGAUGACUCCAGAGCUGAUGGUGGACUGUAUAAAGUUAAUAUUUGUUUUUGUUUUCAUUUACUUAUAUCUAGUGGCUGACAAAGCAGGCUACUUAAUGGGCCUAAACUCUGCAGAUUUGCUUAAAGGUUUGUGCUACCCACGAGUGAAAGUUGGAAAUGAAUAUGUGACUAAAGGACAAAAUGUUCAGCAGGUACAUUUUCAUUGUGAUAUUUGCUUUUAAACUAGCAGUUUUGUCCUGAAGUAUUUUAUAUAUUUAAAUGUAUGCAUUAAAUUGAUUGUAGGCACACCGCAGGCCUCAGUAGGACCCUCGGGGAAUGUAACAAUAUAUCAAACCUUAAUAAACUUGAAACAAUAUAUUUGGAAAAAACAGAACAAUUAUAAAGCACUAUGAUAAAUAACAAUGCAUGUCCAAAACAGGAGCAGAUUCCAGCAGACCCACAGUGAAAUCUGGAAAGAAAAAUGAAAAUGUCUCAAGAACAAACUAGCCUCAAGCUUCUUAACACAUGAAAGGCAAAAUUGAGUGGUUCUUCCAAACAUGUGUAUAGGGGAGUUUUACAGUGAGAACAUUACAAUGGAGAUGUGCCAGCCAACCUCAUAUCAAACAAUGCUAGUGCUGGGAGCAUGAUCUUGCCUGAUGAGCAGAGCACUCAGGGAGUACUCAUAUAGGAAAGAUUUCCUGACAUUCAAGCCAUUUAUGGCUUUUAAGGACAAGAGCAGCACAUGAAAAUUAAUUGGAAGCAAGUACAGCUCUUUUUUUAAUAGAAAUUCUUCACUUGCUUCUCAUUGGGAUAGGUGUACAAUUCUGUGGGUGCACUUGCAAAAUCUGUCUACGAGAAGAUGUUCCUGUGGAUGGUGACACGCAUUAACCAGCAGCUGGACACCAAACAGCAAAGGCAGCAUUUCAUAGGGGUGCUGGACAUUGCUGGCUUUGAGAUCUUCGAUGUAAGUGAAAAUUAAUCCUACACAACAAAAUAAAAAACCAUUCAAAAUGUCUGUGCUCAUUUAAAAAUACAAAAACUAUUAUUUUGCUUGUAAAGUACAACAGCCUGGAGCAGCUGUGCAUCAACUUCACCAACGAGAAACUGCAACAGUUUUUCAACCACCACAUGUUUGUGCUGGAGCAAGAGGAGUACAAGAAAGAAGGAAUCGAUUGGGAGUUCAUUGACUUUGGAAUGGACCUGGCUGCCUGCAUUGAACUCAUUGAGAAGGUAAGAGGUGCUUCCUGUUUUAACUCUCAGCAUUUCUUGGCAAAAGGCCUCCAAUUAAAUGAAUUUCUGUACCUGAGCAGUUCAACCUAUAAUUCUGACUUAAUACUUAAACAGUUGUUCCUUUGUGGUAUUUUUAUCCUAUACUAAACAAGGUGAGUGGGUGAACCAUGCCAUCAAAAAUGAUGAGAUGGGAAUGAGUCAAUAGAAAGCAAGGCAAAUGGGACAGGUGGGCAUGAAGGGCUGAGGAUCUGAGAAGAACAUUGCAGGGCCUAGACAAGUACAGUGGUACCUCGGGUAAAGUACUUAAUUCGUUCCGGAGGUCUGUACUUAACCUGAAACUGUUCUUAACCUGAAGCACCACUUUAGCUAAUGGGGCCUCCCGCUGCCACUGCGCCGCCGGAGCACGAUUUCUGUUCUCAACCUGAAGCAAAGUUCUUAACCUGAAGCACUAUUUCUGGGUUAGCGGAGUCUGUAACCUGAAGCACAUGUAACCUGAAGCGUAUGUAACCCGAGGUAACACUGUAGUAGAUCAUGGAAGAGCAUGAAGAUGAGGCGCACCUGAAUACUGCACACCUGCGUGGCCUGAUGAAUAGACAAGGAAUUUUCAGAGAGAGGAAGCUGAUACAGGGACACAAGCAAGUUGCAGUGGAACACAGUGAGAAGAUUCAGUAAAGCUAACUGGGCCCAGGAUAUUAAAUAAGUUGAGCAGGGGCUAGGCUUAGCUCCUUUCUUGGAAAGCUCUGAUGAUCAUAAUGAUGAUCAUGAAAGUGGUAUCGAUUGGAGGGUGCCUUUGGUUUAAUAUAUUCAGUUUAACCUAUCUCUCCAACAGGUUUCUCGAGGCAGAUUACAAACGUGUCACAUUUUGCACUCCCAGUGGUCCUGCUGCGUAGGUUAGAUUGAAUUAUAGUAGCAAGCAUUUGAACCCAACAGUGUAUCUGUUGCAUCACACAUGACUCCAUCUGCCUCUCAUAUUUGGUGCUUUCAUGACAGCAAAAACUGAUUUCCAACAGAAACUGUUGGUUUUGAAUCAGUAAAAAAUAAUAAUGCCUUGUGUCAUUUAAUGUCAAUGCAUAGUUAUUAACUUUACAUUCAGAGGCAAUAGCAAUGCUCCAGAAUAGUACUUGUGAUGCAGAACAGUGAUGCAUUGUACAAUCCACUGAACAAUGUCUGUUUCUCUACAUCUGCUCUCCUUGUUCCCUCCAGCCAAUGGGCAUUUUCUCCAUCCUAGAAGAAGAGUGCAUGUUCCCCAAGGCAACAGACACAUCUUUCAAGAACAAGCUCUAUGACCAGCAUCUUGGCAAAAGCAACAACUUCCAGAAACCCAAGCCUGUCAAAGGCAAGGCUGAGGCCCACUUCUCCCUGGUCCAUUAUGCUGGCACUGUGGACUACAACAUCAGUGGGUGGCUGGACAAGAACAAGGACCCCCUGAAUGAAACAAUUGUAGGACUGUAUCAGAAAUCAUCACUGAAAUUGUUGUCCUUCCUUUAUUCCAACUAUGCUGGUACAGAUGCAGGUGAGCACUAUUUCUGAAAAGCAUAAAUCUGUUUAACAUCUUUUGCUUCUUGUUUAUCUCUGUUUGAAUCUCUUGAUUCAGCCAUUCUGAUAGGGAAUCAGAAGAAUUGCUUCGCCUGGGUCCAUGUGUCCACAUAGCCACACAGAAGCCACAUACUGUAGCUCCCAUUCAUAGCCCAGGCUGACAUCCUGCUCACCUAUUCUAGAUGCACGUAGGGAAUUGCAAGGUCAGAUGAGACCUCUGGGUAUAGGGUGAUAUAUAAACUCAAUAAAUUAUAAUAAUAAAUUAUAUGUAGGGGAACAGAAACUCAGCAAGUUUUGGGGAUACUGAUUCUUGCAGUUCUGGUAAGACACUAAAGAACUAAAACAAAAGUUCUCUUGCAAACUUAGUUUUAAAUUGAACUAAAAGGGAAAAGAUUACUAAAAGGGAAAAAAGGCAGGGUAUUAUUAUUAUUAAUAAUAAUAAUAAUAAUAAUAAUAAUAAUAAUAAAUAUCUACACCAGAGGUCAGGUUUCCUGCCGCUGUUUGUUGUGUCAUUGAAUUCAGUUCUCAUAGAUAUUAGCUCCAAUCCAGAGAAAGUUAGUUCUCCCAUUACAAUCAGUGGGGCUUAAAUUAAUUGUGACAAACUAGUUCUACUGAUUUCGCUGAUAUUUAUAUGUUACUCUUACAUACAACUACUUCUCCUGGAUUGUGUCCAAAAACAGGAAACUCACAGACUUAGCAGUGAUUUACUCUGAAUACAUGGAUCAUGGAUCCUUUAUCUUACCUUGAUCUGGUGCUCUUUUCCAAGGUAUAUACUACCUCAUCUCUUUCCCAGCCAUCACAGAACUAGCUGAAUGGAUAUGUAUGCUAUUUAAUAUCUCAAGAGACAGGGAGGAUUCUGUUUAAGAGUAUAGCAUCUCACAUGGCUGCUGUUUUGUUUGAAAGGUGACAGCGGCGGCAGCAAAAAAGGUGCCAAGAAGAAGGGUGGCUCUUUCCAGACAGUAUCCGCUGUAUUCAGAGUAUGUGGCACUUCUUUCAGCUCUCCCCUUUAUAGUAUAGAUUAACAUGGGAAACAGACCUGUGUGCUACUGCAUUUAGAACCCAUUUCUUUUCUUCUGAUACAGGAGAAUUUAAACAAGCUGAUGACCAAUCUGAGAAGCACUCAUCCUCACUUUGUGCGCUGUCUAAUUCCUAAUGAGACUAAGACGCCCGGUGAGUUACUGUGUCUCGUUGUGUUGAAUCAUUCCCCUAUCUGAAGUUGGUAAAAUUAUUUUAUUAUGAAUAAUUUAAUGAUCAGGCAAGCUAUAUGCCUCUUAAUGGCUACAAGAUCUCCUUGCUCAGGAGUUCAUUUUUCCUCAAACAUCAGUCUCCCAAGCAAAUGUGCCACUUUGAUAUAAGGCACUUAAGAGCUAAGUUUAUUAAGUAGUAUCAAAAAGCUUUCAAAUUCCCAAGUUUAAACUGUAGAUUCCUGCCAAGAUUAUAAAUCUGGCCUUUAUUUUAUUAAUUACAUUUCUAUACCACCUGUCAGCUGAGGAUCACAGGGCAGUUUGCAUUAUAAAAACACAAAAAUACAUAACAUAGCGGCAAACAUAAACAAUAUUCCCCAAUAUUUUAGUUAAGUUCUUAUGAUUUGUCUAGCCAUGUCAGGUGACCCAUAUUUCAUGAAAUUAUGAGUCUACCUAUAAAUUUGACAUUCUUUCUUAAUUUCCCCUUUCUCCUUUGGUUUUAAAGGUGAAAUGGACCAUCACCUGGUGAUGCACCAGCUGCGGUGUAACGGGGUAUUGGAAGGUAUUCGGAUCUGUAGGAAAGGCUUCCCCAGCAGAAUCAUCUAUGCUGACUUUAAGCAACGGUACACUUUCCUCUAACGAUAUAAAAAGGCUACUUUUUUGCAAUUGCUGAAGUUGAUAUUUCAUAAAUAUAUUCUUUUGUAUAGGCCGUUUCAGCACCUAGUCAGAAAGACUCAGAAUUUAGUCAAUAACUGCAGAGUCUUGAGAGGAGAGAUUGUAUAGUUUCAUUUUUGUUCCUGAACUAUUUGGCCCUCUAAAUAUUGCUGAAAAGAGAGUAGAAACAAACUGGUAUUAAUGUUUUACUCUAUUUUCUUGGUUGUAUAAAUAACGAUUAAACGUAUGUAAUGAAAGGUGUGGUGCUCUAAUGGGGGGGUGCUUUUAGGAAGUAUCUGAUACUCACUUUAUAUAUGAUAUAACCAUAUUGGUUGUAACAUAUUCAGUUAGAUUCUGGGUGUCUUAUGGCCACAUGGUCUAUUACAGUCUUCCUCAAUUUAGGGAAGUUUUUUAAUAUUUGAUGAAUGAUUGUAUUUUAAUAUUUGCUGGAAGCCGCCCAUAGUGGCUGGGGAAACCCAGCCAGAUGGGCAGGGUAUAAAUAAUAAAUUAUUAUUAUUAUUAUUAUUAUUAUUAUUAUUAUUACUACUACUACUAACUAAAAGGGUGGGAAUGAUCACACUCCUUGGGUCUCUGCCACCUGAGAAACAUUCUAAUGGGAGGUAGGGUUCCAUUUGUGUAGAAAAGAACCCAUUCAUGUGUUUGGAAUGCUCAUUCACUGUCCAGCACUGUCCAGUAACAGUGUGGAAGUUACUCCCACAUGUGUGCGUGUGCAUGUGUUUUGUGUGAAGAGCUCCCAUGUAUAUUAUUCUACUGUUCUCCUUAUUCGGAUACUGUUUCCCCAUUAAGACCCUAGUGUAUUGUGUUACUGACUUCAGUUCUCCCACCUCUCUGUUCCUUUCUGCCUUUCCUACCACAGCUACAAAAUUCUUAAUGCCUCUGCAAUUCCUGAAGGCCAGUUUAUUGACAGCAAGAAGGCUUCUGAGAAGCUUCUCUCUUCCAUUGAUGUGGAUCAUAAUCAGUACAGAUUUGGCCAUACUAAGGUAAGUACAAGCACGGAGUUUGACAGUUGUUUCCAGCAAAUAAAAAAUGGAUGAAGUGCAUGAGAGGAGAACGAUAGAAAAGAACAGGUAGUAUAUUGGGGUUGCCUAAUUUAUUUAUGCAUGGCUAAUUCCCCUUUGGGACGCGGGUGGUGCUGUGGGUUAAACCACAGAGCCUAGGACUUGCCGAUCAGAAGGUCGCCGGUUCGAAUCCCCGCAACAGGGUGAGCUCCCGUUGCUUGGUCAAGAAUGAGUUAGACCAAGUUUUGGGACGUGGGUGGUGCUGUGGGUUUGGGACGUGGGUGGCGCUGUGGGUCAGAAGGUUUGGCAGUUCGAUUCCCUGCGACGGAGUGAGCUCCCGUUGCUCGGUCCCAGCUCCUGCCAACCUAACAGUUCGAAAGCACGUCAAAGUGCAAGUAGAUAAAUAGGUACCACUCCGGCGGGAAGGUAAACGGUGUUUCCGUGCGCUGCUCUGGUUCACCAGAAGGCUGGUUCAAGGCCUGCUGAUCUUUCUGAAUCUGUGGCCUCAUCCUCCUAAAACAAUGAGCCACAACCUGGUGUCAUGACACUGGCUUGGGAUUUCCCCUGAAAAACCUGAAGAAAUUUCCUGAGCUACCCAGAAGCCUUGGACAGAAGUCUCUUUCUGUUUCUCUCCCCUCCCACACACAUACCAGCACCCUUUUCCUUUAACAUGACAAUAGUGCUGAGAGCAAGAAUAAAAGAUAGAGAAGGGGUAAGGAUCAUCCACUUUUCAUACCACUUUUCUCUCCCCUUGUUAGUACUAUGUGCUUGUUUAGUGAUAACUUUUGUUUCAAACUUACCAAAACAUCACAGGUAUUCUUCAAGGCUGGCCUCCUUGGGUUGCUGGAAGAGAUGAGAGAUGAGAAACUGGUAGCCCUCAUCACCCACACACAGGCUAUGUGCAGAGGUUACCUCAUGAGGCUUGAAUUCCAAAAGAUGAAUGCAAGAAGGUAACUAGCCAUUUCCUUGCUCAACCUCCAGAGAGCAGCUCACUAAAACUUGUUUGUACACAUUAAUGUCUGAAUAUGUCAGUAUUAAAUGUAUGGUCUUCUGUACAGAAUGAAGACCAUACAGUGUCAUACUUAGUUCCCUGUCUCAUACCUAAACUUUUGGCAAAGCUAGGAUAUGUAUUUUUGACGCAAAAUCUGGCACUGUUACUUUCUCAUCUUCAACAUUUGAACGUUGCUUUGGCAAAGCUUGUUGCUCCUUUUUGCUACAAAUGUAAUGCAGGUAUUUUGGAAUUCCCCUGCACUCUUUUUAUUUGGAAACGACCAGUUUGAGUUUAUUGUGCUAGCCAAAGGCCCAUGCCAAAAUAUAGAAAAACAAACUAUUUCAGAUACAACAUAUAAAUCAAGGCAUCGACUAAAACAGAGUCAUCAAUUUUUAGUGAAACUACAGAUAUAGACCCCUGAAUCCCUGUUACAGUUCACAACUAUGUUGUCCAAUUCCUUUUUCCUAAUCUUUCUUGCCACCAGCAUGAGAAAGGCCACUUUAUAAGUCACUAACACAUUGGAGUAACCACUGAACCUGCUCCAUUGAGGGAUAAUUGCUUGCUUGAGCAAGUAAGUUUUAGAAAGUGGCUCCUCAGGUCAGCAUAUAAGGGCCAAUAUAACAAAUAAUGAAAAAUAUAUUCUACCUGUAAUUGACCAGUCUGCUUUAGGUGAUUACUACUGAUAAAGAUCAGUGCUUAUUUAGUAUUGAAACAUGUGCCUCUGAAAUCACUUUCCGCUUAAGUCCCUUACUUUCCAUACAUUCGCAGAGAAUCAAUUUACGUAAUUCAGUACAAUGUCCGUUCAUUCAUGAACGUCAAGCACUGGCCCUGGAUGAAGCUAUAUUUCAAGAUCAAGCCCUUGCUAAAGAGUGCUGAAUCAGAGAAAGAGAUGGCCAACAUGAAAGAAGAAUUUGAGAAAACUAAAGAAGAUCUUGCAAAGUCAGAAGCAAAACGAAAGGAGCUUGAGGAAAAAAUGGUGACUCUGGUGCAAGAGAAGAAUGACCUUCAGCUUCAAGUUCAGUCUGUAAGUAACGUGUAUUCUCCUAGUUGCACUUCUGAUUACCACCGUCCAUUGUAGAGAGAACACUCAGUGGGCAAGCUGAGAGCAAUAACCUUCAACCUGGUUACUGACAAUCUUGGAGAUCUUGUAGAUGAGCUUCUGGAAAGAGCAUACUGCCAUCUAGUCCUGCUUGACAGAGGAUUCAGUGGCAGUAAUCACAGCAGCACUCCUGAUUUUUAUAUUAAAAAAUAAAUACACAUGUCUGGCUUCUUCUUUUCGUUCUAUAGGAAAGUGAAAGUUUAGCAGAUGCUGAGGAAAGGUGCGAUGGACUCAUCAAAAGUAAGAUUCAGCUAGAAGCUAAGAUAAAAGAGUUGACUGAAAGGCUGGAGGAUGAGGAGGAGAUGAAUGCUGAGUUGACGGCCAAGAAGAGGAAACUUGAAGAUGAGUGCUCAGAGCUGAAGAAAGACAUUGAUGACUUGGAACUAACAUUGGCCAAAGUGGAGAAGGAGAAGCAUGCAACAGAAAACAAGGUGAAAAGAGACUACAGAGUCAUAGUGCCAUUAUGACCCCUCUCGGUUCUGUCCCCCUGCCAACAUGAAAGUAAAAUUUUAAAUCAGUACAGUGGUACCUCGGGUUAAGUACUUAAUUCGUUCCGGAGGUCUGUUCUUAACCUGAAACUGUUCUUAACCUGAAGCACCACUUUAGCUAAUGGGGCCUCCUGCUGCCGCUGCACCGCCAGAGCACGAUUUCUGUUCUCAUCCUAAAGGCAAAGUUCUUAACCCGAGAUACUAUUUCUGGGUUAGCAGAGUCUGUAACCUGAAGCGUAUGUAACCUGAAGCGUAUGUAACCCGAGGUACCACUGUAGUAAGGAAAGGAAGGAAAAGAUAGCUUACUUAAACUUAAGAAGUUUUGGCUACUGGUUUGUUCCUUCAACUUUUGUAUUGCAGCACUUGGAGUUUGGGGUUUAGAUGUUCAGCAUCCAGAUUCAUAUUUUUCGGUGCUGCCAUGAAGCUCAGUAGGUGGCCCUGAGCAAAUCAAAUGAUAUCUCAGGGUUGUUGUGUGUUUUUUACAGAGUUGUGAGUUCAAAAGGGAAUGUUAUACAUCUUGCUUUGGAUCUUUGAGACUGAUUAGGGAAAAAAAAUAUAAUAAUGUAUCAGGUUGUAUCCAGUGCUGUCCCCAUUCAGAGUAGACAUGACUAAGGGCUCAUCCACACUUACGUUUUGCCCCAUGCUUUCUAGGCACAGGCCCACACUUUUCUGGUCCAAGUCUGAGCCCUUUUUAAUUUUUUUGCCCCACUGCUUCCUCCAGGAAAAUCUGCUCGUUAAUGCUGAAUCAGAACAAACAGCAAUUUUGGUUUUCCGUGGCUUGCCAUUUGCUCUGAAUCAACACUAAAGAACAGGUUUUCGCAGGGAAAGUGCCUGCGAUGGGGGGCAGGGAUGUUCAGGCAGGGAACCUUAAAACGCGGACCUGUUCCUAGAAAUGCAGAGCAAAGGUAAGUGUGGAUGAGCCCUAUCUUAGCUUCAUUAAUUCCACAUUAAUGUCCAUAAAUUGGAGAGUGCAGAAUAAUGAAACUGAUUUUUUAUUUGGUUGCAAAAUAUAUUUAACUUGCCUGACAGAAUUCUUCCUACUGGUCCUGUUGGAAGAUUAUGCUUGGCCCUUUGCAUAUUGUGAAGGGGAUUUUUUUUUCUACUCGUCGCAUUUGUAUUUUUAGAUUUCAUGGGCAAAAAAGAGACAAAAAUCAGCUUUUGCCCAAUCUUUCUGUGUAACUCAGUGUUCUUUAUUGCACUAUUUCAGUUUUGUAAUGAAGAGGUCAGGAGGCAUUUCUGAGGAAAGUCUCAUUGUGUUGCCACAUCUGUAACUAGUGCUGCUCGUUACAUAUGUAUAGGAUUUUAGCAGACACCAGCCUUUGGGUGAUAUCAUAUUCAGAGUAGACCCACUGAAAUCAAUGAACAACUUCCUUACAUCCAUUUACUUCAGUGGUUCUACUCAGCACAUGACUUAGUUGGGUAUUACCCUAUGUUAUUUUCUCACUCAUAAGACAAGGACUGCAUAUAAUCACCCGUAAUGAGGAAACACUCAUAAAUGGAGGUCUUUAUUGUUUCUUAGGUUAAAAAUCUUACUGAGGAGAUGGCAGCUUUGGACGAAAACAUCUCCAAGCUCACCAAAGAGAAGAAAAGCCUCCAAGAAGCUCACCAGCAGACUUUAGAUGACCUCCAGGCAGAGGAAGACAAAGUGAACACUCUGUCCAAAACCAAAUCGAAACUUGAACAGCAAGUUGAUGAUGUAAGAGAAUUUUUAGUGUUGAGAGGACACAAUAAAAGCACUGGGAGAACUGAAGUCUAUUUGCAGUUAUACACACUGGCUAGAACCAAUGUUGAACCUGCUAAAUCUUUUUUUUUUGUACUAGUCCUCAGUUCUAUAUCUGCCUGAUAUCAUCAGUCCUCUCCUCCAGGCUUAGGAAGGCAGUGGGAGCACAGAACUAAUGCAACCCGAGGCACCAUUUAACUGACUAAACAUGGGCAUAAAUAUCUUCAAGUAAGGGCCUUUACUCUUGCCAGAAGUUCGGCUCUGCCCUUGCAGGUUCUGGAAGGAUCUUUUGGAAAAGUCCUGUACGCUCAGAGACUUUGCACCUGCCCAUUAGGGGAAAGAGGAACCCCUGAACACUUAUUUUUUUAAGAUGUCCUUUUUACAAUGAGGCACGUAGAGAUACCAUCGACCCCCAUCUGGUGAGGCUUGCUGACCUUCCAGACAAGCCUAAACUGAAUUUUCUCCUCUUAGGCAAAAAUCACAAGAUGACCCGGAUGGUCGCCAGAUUCUGCGCGCAGAUUUGUAGGUGUAGAACACCCCCUGGAACAAAUAGAUCACUAGGAAAACUGCCGUAGCCGGCCUCCUGGAUAUCCCAGGGGCAAUCUUCACGUUAGUUUAACCUUAGGUCCUUUUGUGUUCAUGCGACUAUUUUAAUUUUAAUCUAUAAGCUGUUACUGUGUAUUGUUUUAAAUGUCUAUUUCAUUCUUGUGAAAGCGGUCUCAGUUGUGCUUUUUGAACUGGUCUUUGGCCGUAAUAAUAAAUUAUUACUAUCUUCAAGUAAUUUUCAGUAAUGAAAUGUGUCAAUCCACUGCCAGCCUAACAGUUCCCUUUUUGAAGAAUAUUCUCUUUUUGAAGACUGCAAGUGGUAGAUCAUUUUUAGGAGCAAGGGAACUCGCCUCAAAACAUAUUCACAUAUUUUGAACUAGGUAAACUUAGGAAUAUAGGAAGCUGUGUUACACCAUAUCAGAUCAUUGGUCCAUCCAGCAGCUGCCUCUUCAAGGUUUCAGGCGGGCCUUUUUCUAACAUGUUUGGCUGGUAUUUAUUAGACUUUGUUAUUAAUAGGAUAUCUAAGAACUGAAUUUUAUUUUAGCAUUGCCAUCUUUGCAGGGGCUUAGAAGACUCUGCUUUAAGGCCUAAAGCAGCAUCUAGCCUUUCAAAACACCUAAUUCUUUAUAUUUCCUUCCUCUUCUUUGAAACAAUAGCAUUAAAUCAGUGUCUCUUGUUCUUAUGUACUGUUUAGCUUGAAGGGUCUUUGGAGCAAGAGAAGAAGCUUCGUAUGGAUCUUGAGAGAGCUAAAAGGAAGCUGGAGGGGGAUCUGAAGAUGUCUCAGGAAUCUAUCAUGGACCUGGAGAAUGACAAGCAGCAAAUGGAUGAAAAACUGAAGAAGUAUACUGCCGAGAUUUAAUAUUGAUCUCAAAUUUGAACUUUCUCAUUAAAAUGCUUACUUUUCUUUUUUCCUCCUUCACCAGGAAAGAGUUCGAAAUCAGCCAGGUACAAGGAAAAAUAGAGGAUGAACAGGCUCAAAGCUCUCAGUUACAGAAAAAAAUUAAAGAGCUACAGGUAAAUCAUAGAAAACUUCGUGUAUCUUUUGUGCCUCGGAAAUCUCCGUUUUUAAGGUCACUCUCACCCCUCAUAUACAUUCACUGCUUAUAUAGUGGUUCUAAAAUGAUAUUCUUCCUCAAAUUGAAUACCUACAUACACACUUAGUAUGAAGACACUAGAUAAAAUCACUUUAGGAAGAAUAGUGUAUUACUCCAGGAAAUUCAACCAUUGGUCUUAAGGAACCACUGGCUGUAGAUGUAUAUUGUCUCCUUAAUGUGAGAUGUUUAAGAAUAUAUUUGUGUUCAUAUGCAUUUCACAGAGAACCUGAAAUGUUAUAAGUUUCUAAAAUAAGUAUGCAUGCACUGCUUAUUUUACACGUGUUUUUAUUGAAAUAAUACAAUGAUUUAGUACUUUUAGAUUACUCCUGGCCCAGCUACUGUAUGGAGGCACAGACUUGGCUUAAAGGCCACCCUGACUUUAUAGAGACCGUUCAAUCCAAGUACUUAAGGCAAAUAUUCUCAGCGCUAUCUUGUGUUUCAAACGCUGCAUUGCAGUUGGAGGCCAACUUUCUCUCAAUUGAAUUACAAAUUUGGUACAGGACAUUUACUUAUUGCCUUUGUCUGAAUUUAACCCUCACUGGUCUAUUACCCUUAAUAUUGCAAGACUGUCACGAGAGUGCUUGGACCAAAACUGUUACUCAAAAGCUCUACUCUGAUUUAUCAGCCCAACAGUUAUUAACCCUGGAUUUCGAUAAAGCAAAGAAUUUAAUUAGGCAGCGCCUACAUGACAUUGAACAACAGAAUAAUUUUGCCGCCAUAAGAAAAUUUUGUCCUUGGUAUGAUCCCCCCCCACACACCUAGUCUCCUCCGCACAUCGGCAUCCUAUCUGCUAAACUUAACAGUUUUAAAAUACAGACGUGCCUUCACCUAUGCAAAAUGAUUAUGUCCAUUCGGAGAUGGCAGUAUCAAAUCUGUAGUGCAUGCACUCCUAGCUUCUGCAUGCUCCUAACCUCUGUGUAAUGAGGUUAAUACACCUCUUCUAUCAUCCAUACCAGGCUGUUCAUCCUCUGCUACAUUGUCCUUGCUUCUUGCAGACCAAGAUUACCAGGUGACAGCAAACAUGGCAAAAAUUUUAGCUGGGGCAAUCGGAAUUAGAUCUACCAUCUGACCAACCUGUUUAAUGCCUAGUAAAGAUUUUUACUUUUAGUUUAUAAAAUCAUGAGCACAGUCUACCUAAAGUUCCUUUUCAGUUCUACUCUUUUCAGUGGCAUAGUUAAACUUCUGUAUCUUAUUUCCCAAAGGCCCGUAUGGAAGAACUGGAGGAGGAGAUUGAGGCUGAGCGUGCAUCUCGGGCCAAAGCAGAGAAGCAGCGGGCUGAUCUCUCCAGAGAACUUGAAGAGAUCAGUGAGCGUCUGGAGGAAGCUGGUGGGGCAACCGCAGCUCAGAUUGAGAUGAACAAGAAGCGUGAGGCAGAAUUCCAGAAAAUGCGCAGGGACCUUGAAGAGGCCACUCUGCACCAUGAAGCCACAACGGCUGCUCUCCGCAAGAAGCAUGCAGACAGUGCAGCUGAACUUGGGGAACAAAUUGAUAACCUGCAACGUGUGAAACAGAAGCUGGAGAAGGAGAAGAGUGAGCUGAAGAUGGAGAUUGAUGACCUUGCCAGUAAUAUGGAGUCUGUCUCCAAAGCCAAGGUAGAGAGUUGCAUGUCUUUAUUGUGACUAACUGUUCUGCUGUAGAUUCUGGUUAAUUAAAACAUUGUAUUUUAUUUCUCCCCUCACAAAGAGUAAUCUGGAAAAGAUGUGUCGGGCCCUUGAAGACCAGUUCAGUGAAAUUAAGACAAAAGAUGAAGAGCAUGUGCGGCUGAUCAAUGAUCUGAACACACAGAAAGCACGUCUGCACACCGAGAAUGGUGAAUUUGGGCAUUUUUAGAAGACAUGGGCAUUCCAUCCCACCUUUCCAUAAAAAUCAUUGUAGACAUGUUAUCUACAUAUGUAUUAUUGUAGGAAACUGCAUUUCUGUUUCUUAAAGCGUAUCUUAGAAAUGUGGGUUGUCGGAUAAUUGGGUUUUUUUUCCUUUUCUGUGAUGUGGAAAAGUAAUGCUUAUACAACUCAUACAACAAAUAUUCAGAUACAAAAAGUCAGCCACAAAUACUCAAAGGCUUCUACUGCCUUCUCCUUUAGACCCCUAUAUUAGUUCCUGUUAACAGCUACAAAUGCACUGUUAAUGUUGAAUAGAGAACUGCUCUGGUUUUUAAACAUGAUCUCUGUGUUUAAAUCUAUGCAUAAGCAUCAGUAGUGAAAAACUACUGUUGAUACUCAAGUGGGAGUAUUGGGGCUGCAUGAACAGCAUUAGCAAGUGGCAUAAGUGAGAGAUUCACAGCUCCAUGAGAACAUUCAUAAACGUUAUUCAGAUUCUUGAGGCGCCAUGCACAGCGUCUGGUCACCCAAUAGACCUUGAGCCUCGGUGUUGCUCCCAAAUUCCUAAAAUUAUAAUUGCACAUGACACUUCACAGAAUAUGCCUUCAAUAGCCUCUACAUGCAGCUCAGAGAAAAUUAAAUCCUACUGAUAGCAAUGAGAAUAAAGCCCAUGCAGCUCGUUCUGGUUUACAACUCAUUUUCUCCAGAGUGAAGAAGUAAGGCCACCACUAAAAGUAUAUAUGGAUAGAUCUAAAGAAAAUGUAUUAAUCCGAACAAAAAUUAUCGAGAACUAAUGUUAAUUGCAGUAUUUAUCGUAAUUAUUGAAAACUGUAGUAUUUAUUGCAUUUUAUUUUAAUAGAAGCCAUACUAUAUUUGUUGCAAUUAUUGUGGACUGUAGUAACAUCCAUUUCAAAGAAUGGGAGACAGAGAUGGAAAAAUUCUAGUCGAGCAAGUGCACAAAUGAUUUAAAUAAGCACUUGCAUUGCCAUCAGUGAGACUACUUAGGAGCAGGUGGUGAGACUACUUAAGAGCAGGUGGGGUGUUUUUUCAACCAUCUCAGCCUAUGACUAUGUGAAUAUAUUUUUUUCCAAUAGGCGAAUUUUCUCGACAACUAGAAGAAAAAGAAUCUUUUAUUUCACAGUUGAUCAGAGGGAAACAAGCCUUUACCCAGCAGACAGAGGAACUCAAGAGGCAGCUGGAGGAAGAAAACAAGGUGAUUUUCCACUUGUAUAUCAUGCCUCAGAGAAGUGAGGAAUGAAUAAUCCUGAUAAAAAGAGGCAGGAGAGGCAGGGAACAUCAGAAAAAAGGCAAUAAAACAAUCAAAGCUGAUUUCCAGCUGACAUGGACUGAUGGAAAUUCAAGGACAAAUUACAGCAUGAAUGCAGUAACACAUGCAACAUGGAGAGGUAAAACAGGUGCUUUUGCAAAUUCUGCAGUUGCUAUUGAAAAAGCUAUGAUAAUAUUGCACUGUUACAAAACACACCACUCCAUAAGAUUAAUGUGUGGAAUUUACUGCAGUGAAAGCAUGACUGAGGCUAAAGAAUGCAAAUAAAAAAUUAAAAAAUCGGUUCACAGAAAGUAAUAAUGCUUGGUUAAGUAUUAUAUAGUCAAUAUUUUUAUGUUUGGGUAUAAACCAAAUGCUGAGGAAGAAAACAUCCCAGAUCUCAUAUCUGACAUGACUAACAGACAGAUGUAGAAUGUCUGAUUGAAACAACCUGCGUGCUAUUGCUACCCAUGUGGUCAUCAUUACCAUUAACAUUAUGAACCCUUAGGCAAAAAACGCUCUGGCCCAUGCCUUGCAAUCUGCUCGCCAUGACUGUGACUUGCUCCGGGAGCAGUUUGAAGAGGAACAAGAAACCAAAAGUGAGCUACAGAGGGCUCUCUCCAAGGCCAACACUGAAGUUGCCCAGUGGAGAACCAAAUAUGAAACGGAUGCCAUUCAACGUACUGAGGAAUUAGAAGAAGCCAAGUGAGUACUGGGAAGGAAAUCAGGGGAGAGCUUUGGAGAUACCAGGGUAUUAACCUGUGGUAUUUAUUUUUGACAGCAAAUCCUCAAUUUCUAGUUUUGCAUCUUAUGCAGAUCUGUUUUUUGCCAUUGAUAUUUGUUUUAUAAGCGUAUUUAUAUACCACUCUCCCAUAAAAUAUCAGGGUACUUAGAGCAAUAUAAAACAUGAAAAACCAUUAAAAGCAGUGCAAAACAAUCAUUAAGAUAGCUGGCUACUCAAGAAAAUUGGAAACUACUGAAUUACCAUAAAAUAGAGUCUUCAAAAGGCACCUGAAAGUCAAAAGUGGUGUUUCAUAGCACAGGACAAGUGACACAUAAGUGCCCAGUUUCUGGUUGAGGUCAACAGUAGGAGGACAACCAACUAACUGUGGUCUUCUGAACAAUCUCAUUUUACCCAAUUCUCCUUUUUUUCUAGUUUUGCAGCUGAUGCUAUCUAUUUUCUGUUGCUUUUCAAUAGGUGGUCUUCUCAGUCCAGUUGGCUGCCCCUCCCACUGCUUUUGCUUCUCUUUGGUUCUGUCUCAUGAAACAUGUUGUCACUCCAGGCUGUCCUUUCUAUGGGUCUCUCUUUUGUCACAUAGAAGUCUCCCACCUAGCCAGGCUUUCUCUCACUUUCUGCUCUGCCUGUACACCAACGCGGUUUGGAAAAACACCUUUGGUUGCAUCGUGGGAUACUUUGCCUUUCAGGAAGAAGCUGGCUCAGCGUCUCCAAGAAUCAGAGGAGCAGAUAGAAGCUGUCAAUUCUAAGUGUGCUUCCCUAGAGAAGACUAAGCAAAGGCUGCAGGGAGAAGUUGAUGACCUCAUGAUUGACGUAGAGAGGUCCAAUGCAGCUUGCGCAGCCCUGGACAAAAGGCAGAGGAACUUUGAUAAGGUUUCCUUUUCUUAUUGGGUAGCGGGCAGAUAUUUUGCAGGAAGGGCAAAAAAAUUGUGCUUGUUUACAGUUGUAAUCCUGAGAACUUCUAGGGCUGUCUUUUGGCUUUCUGUGAAUUUAGCACAAGGCUUCUAUGAGAGUAGAUCAAUUCCACCCUUACUCAUACAGUGGUGCCUCGCAAGACGAAAUUAAUUCGUUCUGCGAGUUUUUUCGUCUUGCGAAUUUUUCGUCUUUCGAAGCACGGUUUCCCAUAGGAAUGCAUUGAAAAUCCAAAAGGAAACAAACUUGCAAGACGUUUUUGUCUUGCGAAGCAAGCCCAUAGGGAAAUUCGUCUUGCGAAGCAACUCAAAAAACGAAAAACUCUUUCGUCUUGCAAGUUUUUCGUCUUGCGAGGCAUUCGUCUUGCGAGGUACCACUGUAUGUUUGUUUGGUAGCAUUGUAGCCUGUAUAAAGUUUAUAUACAUGCAACAUUAGACUUUUCAAUAGUAGUAGUAGUAGUAAUAUUGAAUAAUAUGCGCUUCAGUGGUAUAUUUUGAGCUGUGUGAAACAGGCAAGUUCUUCAGAAGUAGAAAUCCUGUAGGGGGCAGGCUCAUCUCUAGCUACAACAGACUAAUACAGAAAAAAAACCACAAUUCUACAUUGUCAUUAUUAAAUUGGUUGCUGCCUCUUUGGUCUAGAAAUCAAAACUGCAUCCUUAUGUUUGUCCCUGAAGAUUGAUUGAACACAAUACAGUUGGACGUUGCUUAUUAAACAUCCUUAGUGAAAGUAGUUUGUUUUAACUGAGUAGUUGCUGAGGAACCAUUCAGACAGUGUGAAUGAGGUGCAGUGAUUUUGAGCCCAUUUGGGGUGGGGGGGAAUGAAAGUUCAGGAGUGUUCCUCCCCAUGCCAUUGGUGGGCCAUGGCAGACUCACUUGGCAGCAGUGGCAGGCAGCACUAGUUCUCUGAGCAGACUGGUGACGCCCCCCCCUUUUAUUUUCACACAAUGCUUGAGAUACUAAAAUUGUCAAGAUACUAAAAUUGCAGUUGUCUCGGAAGCCAGAUGCUGCUCAGAGAACCAGCCGGGGGGGGGGCGGAUUAAAGAGGUCCCGGGGCAUGGGAGCCCCAGCACCUGCAUAAGGAUGCCAGGUGCUGUUACCUGCCCUGUGAAAGGCUCAUAUGUGAUACGCAACAUUUCUCCUCGGUCAUAGAUCCAGGAGUGGCCAGUGUGGUGGGACAGAGCCACAGAGCCAAACUUUCGACACCGGUAUUGCGGCAGGCUACCUGGAUUGUGCUGGGGUGGGGAAGGUCGGCUGUGAAGAUGGGGCUGUGUGGGUGCAGUGGUGGAGCCCAUCUGAUGUUUCCACCAGUAUGUCCAGAAUACCACAACACACACAUAACUGGCUGCAAAGUAACAUAACAUUGUAACAUAACAUAAAAACAUAUAGAAGGUUAAUAGUAAUAUGAUAUGUUAUUGCCAUCGGAAACAGUGCUUUGCAAUUUUUUGAUAUGACAAUUAGAUUACAGUUUCAUUAUAUAUGCUAUGUUACUUUACAGCCAGUUAUGUGUGUGUUGUGGUAUUCUGAACAUGAUUUACAUAAUGAGGCAAUUGUGGUGUGUGUCCACCAGUAUGUGGACCUCUCUACAGCGCAGUCCUGUCCCAGCCCUAUCCAGCCACACUGCAGCAACACCAGUGUUGGGAGGGCAGCUCCACCAGACCGCUACUGCAUACCCCUGAGUAAAGCACAAUGUUGUGUUCCUGUGCUAUAUGAGCCUAUUUGUUACCUAGGUGCUAGCAGAAUGGAAGCAAAAAUACCAGGAAUGUCAGGCUGAACUGGAAGCUUCCCAGAAGGAGUCACGGUCCAUGAGCACUGAAAUUUUCAAAAUGAAGAAUGCUUAUGAGGAAGUGUUGGACCAGCUUGAGGCUGUCAGGCGAGAGAACAAGAACUUGCAACGUAAGCUUCUUUUUCCUACAGACUUUAAUCAAAUGUAAGGUAUCUGUAUAGGGACGCGGGUGGCGCUGUGGGUAAAACCUCAGUGCCUAGGACUUGCCGAUCGCAUGGUCGGCGGUUCGAAUCCCCGCAGCGGGGUGAGCUCCCGUCUUUCGGUCCCAGCUCCUGCCUACCUAGCAGUUCGAAAGCACCCCUAAGUGCAAGUAGAUAAAUAGGGACCGCUUACUAGCGGGAUGGUAAACGGCGUUUCCGUGUGCUGCGCUGGUGCAGGCUUGCCAGAGCAGCUUCGUCACGCUGGCCACGUGACCCGGAAGUGUCUCCGGACAGCGCUGGCCCCCGACCUCUUGAGUGAGAUGGGCGCACAACCCUAGAGUUGGACACGACUGGCCCGUACGGGCAGGGGUACCUUUACCUUUACCUUUACUAAGGUAUCUGUAAUGGUAGAUUCACACAACCACUUUUCUCCUGCUUAGUAGUACUGGCCAAAGAACAGGCCUGCUGCUUUUACAGGUUCAGGGUAGGGAGAUGUUAUUCAGCAGUGCGGUAACUUCCAGCUGAUUGCUGCAAAGGUUCAUAUCCUGCCUUUUUUCCAGACUCAAGGAGGCUUAUGCAAAUUAAAACACAGAUAAAAUACAGAAAGCUUAAAACAUAUAAAAAUAAUAGUUUAAAAGCAAUUAAACUGUAGUAGCGUUAAAGCACUAUAAAAACAAAUCUUUUAAAAUAUAGUGAAAACUGCAGAGCAUUGUUAAAAGCUCUUUCCUUAAAAACAACAAAUAUAUAAAUGCAGGCCGUGUGUGUGUGUGUGUGUGUGUGUGUGCGCGUGCGUGUGCGUAUAUAUAUAUAUAUAUAUAUAUAGGACAUAAGUCUUUUUAUUAUUAAAAAAAUCUUUGCAUCUACUGUCCUUUGUGGGAGGGGGGAAAUCAUACUUCAAUUAAAUUGAAACAUUAGGUAUCAUAUUACUAAAGAUUGUAACCAUUACGAUAAAUUACACAAUUUCUACCUGCAGAGGAAAUUUCUGACCUGACUGAACAGAUAGCUGAAGCUGGCAAAAGCAACCAUGAAUUAGAGAAAGCAAAGAAGCAGAUUGAACAAGAGAAGUCAGACCUCCAAGCUGCCUUGGAAGAAGCAGAGGUGAAUAUGAACACUUUAGAGACAGUAUUAAUUGGCACUCGCUAUACAUGGUGUGUCCCUGCCCCCCAGAGGUAGCACAAGGAUAAGGACAGACUAAGGUGGCAUAUAUUUGGGGGGGGGGGGCGGGAAUCCCUAGCCCAUUGCAUGAAGUUAAAGUUUUGUGAGAGCAGUGUGUCAAUUUUCAUAGUGAAGAAUUGGACUGCUACCAAUCUGGAGCUUUGGGAAGGUUUUUAGUGCCACCUUCUGGUUAAAAAUAGAACAAAUGAUUAAAUUGAGAAGACCCAUUAGCUACAUUGCAAAGGGCAAGCCAAACUAGAAAUGCUAAUUGCAUUUCCCCCGAUGACUGGGAACGUGGACUGGGCAAACACCUAAGAAUAACAGGAAUUGUCAAAAGCCUUCCAGUCUUAAUUGUAUUAUUGUUGGGUAAUAUUUUCAUUUAUAGAAUCUGUUAAUUUUAGAAAAAAAUAGUUUCAAGAUGGUUAAUUUGAACAAAAUAAUUUUCAUGGGAGGACCAUUGACACUUCUUAAUUACUAAGUGUUUUAUUAUAAAUACAAAAUGUUGUAUUUAUUAUUCAGAAUGUUUGGGAUGUUUCCAUUUUACAAGUUGCAUCUAUGUGUCCAUGUUUUCCCCAAAACGAUAUAUUUUUUAAAAAAUUAACUGUGCUUGGGGUAUAUAUUUCUCUCCUGAGGUGACAAUGGAAUACUAUGAAGCCUGCUUUCAUAGUUAAAUACAAAACCAUAAUUGAAACAAAUAAUGUUGUUUCAUUGAUGAAAGGGAUCUUUGGAACAUGAAGAAGGGAAAAUCCUGCGUGUCCAACUAGAACUGAAUCAGGUGAAGUCUGAGAUUGACAGGAAGGUUGCAGAGAAGGAUGAGGAAAUUGAACAACUGAAGAGGAAUCACCAGAGAAUGGGAGAGUCCAUGCAGAGCACACUGGAUGCUGAAGUCAGGAGCAGAAAUGAUGCUCUGCGGCUUAAGAAGAAAAUGGAGGGGGAUCUAAACGAAAUGGAAAUCCAGUUGAGCCAUGCCAACCGCCAAAGUGCAGAGACACAAAAACAUCUGAGGAGCAUCCAAGGGCAACUGAAGGUCAGCCUAACUGCAUACACAUGUUGGGGGCUUUGUAACAAUUUGCAUGAAUUCAUUUUGUGGUGGUGUAGGGAACAGAAUUGAAAUUUGACUAACCUCUAUACAGUGGUACCUCGGGUUACAUAUGCUUCAGUUUACAAGCCGCCCAGAGUGGCUGGGGAAACCCAGCCAUAUGGGCGGGGUAUAAAUAAUAAAUUAUUAUUAUUAUUAUUAUUAUUAUUAUUAUUACAUACGCUUCAGGUUACAGACUCUGCUAACCCAGAAAUAUUACCUCAGGUUAAGAACUUUGCUGCAGGAUGAGAACAGAAAUAGUGCAGCAGUGGUGCGGCGGCGGGAGGCCCCAUUAGCUAAAGUGGUGCUUCAGGUUAAGAACAGUUUCAGGUUAAGAAUGAACCUCCGGAAUGAAUUAAGUACUUAACCCGAGGUACCACUGUAAUGUGUCGUGUUAAAAAUGUGUUUUUACUCUUUUUGUGCAUCACAAAGAGAGAGCCAAUGAAAGGGUUAUUCAGUGCCAAAGGAGAUUAUGAAAGGUAUGCUUAACAAAAAACAAAUGUGAAGGUAAUACAAGUUUAUCAAAUGCUAUUGGCCAUGAUGGUAAAAGGAUAAAAAGUCAAGUUCCCCGAAUACUUAAAUUUUGUCUUCUGGGACUGAAUAACAGGGAAUGGACAGCCUGCUAAUUAACUGCCUUGUUUCAUGUAGACUUGGUUUGACUGCAUUUUGAUCCUUGUCAUAAAGAUUCACCCAGCUAUUGCUCAAAGAAAACUUCAAAACUAUAACGUUUGUCUCUCUACCCUUCACCCAAGGGACUCAAGUUGCAUGCUAGCCUUAUGGCUUGUUAUAAUAUCCUGGUGUGUUCUGAUCCUUAUUGUAUGCUGCCCUGAUAGCUUUACUGCUUGGGUGCCCCUAAAACCUUUUGAGUAAAGUAAAGUAAAGUAAAGUAAAAUAAAUAAAUAAAUAAAUAAAUAAAUAAAUAGCAGUUCUGUGAGUGAGGAAAACUGACUGAGACUUGACCAAAGUUGCCCAGUGAGCCUUUUGCUGCAAUCCUAACCCUGACUCUGCAGUGGUGGAGGAGGCUCAGAUCCAGCAGAUGUCCUCAACCACUGGCUUCUGCCAUGACAGAGGCCCCCAGUGUAGCUGCAGAAAGCAUGGCAGAGGCAGGGCUACCGGUGGCAGAGGGUCCUGCAACAGGGCGCUUGGGUUGGGUGGAACAGAGAUGGGCUGCCAAUGAUCUGCUGUAUCGUAGGCUGCUCCAGUUCCCAGAGAGGGGGUCCAAUUUGGGCCAAAAAAAAAAAAAAAAAAGCAUGCAAGCCAGUGUGGCCAACAGGACUUCAGAUGCAGUGGGGCCUCAGCUAUUCUGUCCCACCCCUGUGUUCCUGGCCAGUUAGGAUUCCUUUGCCCAUUGUCUGGGAAUUUGCAUCUUGGCUUCCUGUUUUCCAAAAACAGCUGUCAAAUAAAUAAAAUAAACUAUGUGUUAAACAGCCAGGCUGGUGUUAAUACCAUGCUGCUUGGUAUAUAUUUUAAAACAAAGCUGGAAAAGGGUUUAAGCAAGGGUCAUGAUCAUUGGAUUACAAACUCUCUGGCUUUGAUUAAAGGGUGUGUUACAAGCCUCUUUCCCAUGCUCUACCCCCAAAAGAGAAUAAACAAAUAUGCCAUGUCAGUUUUAAUUUUUCACAGACAGUGGGAGAAAAUCCACUUGGAUAUUCUGAGAUGUGGUGUCUUUUUGCAAACCACAGGAUUCCCAGCUUCACCUGGAUGAUGCUAUGAGAGGCAACGAUGACUUGAAGGAGCAGUUGGCUAUGGUAGAACGCAGGAACAACCUGAUGACGACUGAGCUUGAGGAGAUGCGGGCAGCUCUGGAGCAGACGGAGCGUGCUCGCAAAGUGUCUGAACAAGAGCUGGCAGAUGCCAGUGAGCGUGUGCAACUGCUGCAUUCCCAGGUAUAUAGUCAAAGGAACAUAGGCAGCUGCCUUACACUGAGUCAGAACAUUGGCUCAUCUAUCUCAGUAUUGUCCCCACUGACUGUCAGUGGCUGUCCAGGAUUUCAGACAGUCAUCUCUCCCAACCCUAUCUGGAGAUGGAGAUGAAGCGGGGACCUUGCCUGUGCAACUCAGAUGCUCUGCCACUGAGCUAGUCCUCCUUCCCCACAGAGUGAGAGGCCAAAACUCCCUGAGGCUGGAAGCAAUACGCUUUCUCAUCCCCAGCUAGUCUGAGCCAGAAGACAGAACCUGCCCGUUGAUUCAUCCCUGGAGAAAUGCAAUAGGACACGUCUCCUCACAUGUCCAGUAUCUCGGGUCUUGGUUGUGUUGAGCAAAUGCAAUUGCAUUAGAUAACGCAGGGGAGUAACUGCUGACUGUGCCCACAGAACACAACCCUUCUCAGCACAAAGAAGAAGCUGGAGACGGACCUUGCUCAGUUCCAAGGAGAAAUUGACGAUGCCAUCCAGGAGGCACGGAACGCAGAGGAGAAGGCCAAAAAGGCAAUUACAGAUGUAAGUUCUCCAUCCUGCUUGCCGCAGGCCCCAUUCUACCAUGUGUUGGUGACUCCAUCUGGGAAGCCAUUUGUAUGAUUUUCACAAUGACAGCUGAAACUCUCAUAUUUUUGCAUCAGUACUUAAGCCACACCCGCUUAGCUAUUGCAUUUGUUGUUCAAGUUAAGUCUAGCCAACCAGUGGUUUCUUCCAUUUAUGGAGGCAGGGAACUCCUCCUCCCAGGCUGUCCAUGGUUGGCCAUAUUCCUCAGUUGGCUGCUACAGCUGUUGCUGCUUCUGCUUCCCACUGAUCUUCCUUCUCCUGGGGCAUAUACAUAAUGUAGGGAGAAGGCGUGUUAUCACAGGAAUAAUUGGCAAUACCUCUCAAGGGAGAGAAUAUACCAUCUAAGGCCCACUAUACCCUUUACCCAUCUGCCCUUUAAUAAUUUGUUAUCAAACUCAAGUGGUUAAGAUUAUGAAUACUUCGGACCACACUUCGAAGCAACUAUUCUUUCAACUCAGGGAAGUCAACAUAGUGUCCUCCAGAUGUUGUUGGACUACAACUCCCAUCAGCCCAGCCAGCAUAGCCAGUGGUCAAGGAUGAUGGGCACUAUGAUAGCUACCGCUUCUUUAACUGAUGAUGAAUUCUGGUUUUCCCCAUAUACAGUACUGGCUUUCUUGCAUAGUAGAAGAAAUUAAUAGAUGCUUGUUUGUGUGGUAGAAAUCCUUUAAAAUUGGAGAGGUUUCUUUCUCUCUUCUUUAGAGUUUGACUAAAGUACCAGCUGUUUCUAAAGAACAGGUUUUUGUUUUACUCCAUUUAUGUAGUGUGGUUAGCAGUACAGUAUAUACGGUGGCGCUGUGGGUAAAACCUCAGCACCUAGGACUUGCCGAUCGUCAGGUCGGCGGUUCGAAUCCCCGCGGCGGGGUGCGCUCCCAUUGCUCGGUCCCAGCGCCUGCCAACCUAGCAGUUCGAAAGCACCCCCGGGUGCAAGUAGAUAAAUAGGGACCGCUUACUAGCGGGAAGGUAAAUGGCAUUUCCGUGUGCUGCGCUGGCUCGCCAGAUGCAGCUUGUCACGCUGGCCACAUGACCCGGAAGUGUCUCCGGACAGCGCUGGCCCCCUGCCUCUUAAGCGAGAUGGGCGCGCAUCCCCAGAGUCAGACACGGCUGGCCCGUACGGGCAGGGGUACCUUUACCUUUUUAUAUGAAUGUCACUGUAGCAACACCUAGUGUCGAAAUCAAGCAUUACAGCAGAAAUUCAGUGCACUUAACCAAAAUAAAAUAAUAAUUUUUAAAAAUCACUCAAGGCGCUUCCAGACUGUAACUAUUUUCGGAUGGAAUUCAAUCACAUCUUGGCAAAUUAAGGCUGUGUAAUUGAAGCUGACAUAGCACUCUUGUGAAACAAACCCAUUUCCCUAAAAGAUCUGACUUUCCCCCCUGUAACUGAUGGGCAAAGUGUGGGAUAAUGUUUGCUUGACACAAUGCCAUUUGAUCUCCCCACAAACAAAUCUGGAUAAAUGUUCAUUAAAUAACCUCUCCACAAAUAAAUCAGACUGAGUGCUUAUUAAGCAGGACAUCUGGAAGCAACCUCAUAUAUCCCAAUCCAGAGAGGAUGCUCUGAAGUCUGGACCCCAAUCCAACUAACCAACCAACCAACCAUUGAAAGACAAACCAAAUGAACUAUGUAAACACACCCUGGUGAGCAGUGAGGUACAGAAUCUACAACACUAAAAAUAAUGUUGGGAGCUGUGCAGAGAAGUGGGCACUUACUGAUGUUACCAUCUAAUUAGGCAGCCAUGAUGGCAGAGGAGCUGAAGAAGGAGCAAGACACCAGUGCCCACCUGGAGAGGAUGAAGAAGAACCUGGAGCAGACAGUGAAGGAUCUGCAGCACCGUCUGGAUGAAGCAGAGCAGCUGGCCCUGAGAGGUGGCAAGAAGCAACUCCAGAAACUGGAGGCCAGGGUACGCUGCCAGAGCUCAUUUUUCAGGGUUGCUUGAGCUUGUCAUAGUGACUGAUUACAAGCAGAGGUUCAUGCACAGGGCUUCCACUGGUGGGUCUGGUUAGGUGAAGCCUGCCCACACUGAUUUUGGAGGUACCUUUUCAACAUGAUAAUGCUCAUUUAAGUUUUCAAAGAUGUAUUGACCCUUCCCCGUAAAGUUUGAUCUCUUUAUCAGAAUAUUCUGUUGUAGGUACACGAGUUAGAAAAUGAGCUUGAUGCCGAACAGAAGAGAGGAGUUGAGGCAAUCAAAGGAGUGCGAAAAUAUGAGCGGAGAGUCAAAGAAAUCACUUAUCAGGUAACGAUGUCUUAUUCCAUUUAUUGAACUCCUGGGAUUCUCCUCCAUUACUAUCAUUCUCUUUAUCUGAGAAAGACAGAAGCAGGUCAGCACAACAUAUUAACCAUGGAACCAGAUGAGAGGCAACCCAGGACUUAAAUCUUUUUCCUCCAUAUUUUUUUUGAGUUUCAAAGAAAGCAUUGCAACGAGGUUAAAAUACAUCUAACACUCAACUGAGUGGUGUUUGCAGAAAGUGUCUUCACAGUUGGAGGCAGUAUGUCUCUGAAUACUAGUUGCUGGGAGCAGUGGCAUUGCAACGGGGGUGCAGUGCGCCCCAGGUGCCAUGUCUUGGGGGGUGACACCCCGCUGGGGCUCGCCCCACCGUGGCGGUGUGAGCAGCCAUUGCGCCGCCGUAGCCACAUGUGGAGGAUCCUCUGUUUGCGGCUGCAGCCGCAAGCAGAGGAUCCUGGUGCUGGCGGCAAACCGCUAUGUACAGCGCAUGUGCGGUGUCACACACAUGCACUGUACAUAACGACACCGCACAUGAGCUGUACAUAGCAGUUUGCCACCAUUGCCACUUGAGCGCCGUACGGAUGGCGGUAGGAUCCAUCCGUGCCACUGCAGCCACAUGUAGAGGAUCCUCCGUUCGCGGCUGCAGCCGCGAGCAGAGGAUCCCAGCACCGUCCGUGUGGCGCUGGAGUGGCGCCGCCGGCAAGCCGCUGUGUACAGCGCAUGUGCAGCAUCGCUACGUACGCCGCAUGCGUUGUACGUAGCAACGCUGCACAUGUGCACGUAGCAACGCCCCACCCUGGGUGUCACGACCCCUUUGUUCGCCCCUGGCUGGGAGUCUAUUGUGGGGAGAGUGCUAUUUAACUCUGAUCCCGCUUCUGGUCCUGCCAUAGGCAUCUGUUUGGCCACUGUGAGAACAGGGUGCUGGACUAGAUGGGCUUUUGGGCUGAACCAGCAGGGUUCUUAUGUACCUGUUCUGCCUGUCAACUUCCAGAGGAUAACCAAACUCUGAUAUCCUCUGAAGGCACGCUCUCAGAGCCUUAUAGUGUUAGCAUUCCAUUUACAUUCCAUGCAGGCUGAAGAGGAUAAGAAGAAUGUUUUCAGGCUUCAAGACCUAGUGGACAAGUUACAGCUGAAGGUGAAAGCGUACAAGAGACAAGCUGAAGAGGCUGUAAGUGCACAAAUCUCAAAUGGCUCCCUUCAUGCUUAAACCUAUACUGACCAUCGUUACUCACCCUGCGUUCCUGUGUGAGGAAUGGCAGGGUACAAUGAAAAGAAAAAUGAUGAUACAAAUAAUAAAAUUAAAAUACACUGUCCAAAGAAACACACAGCUUGAAAAACACUCAGAACUGUUUAUCUUUAUCUUGUAACCCCUUUCAGGAUUGCACUAACAUAAAUCUUGACACCUCUUCACCCCUAACCCCACACUAUACUGUUAGGAAGACCCUGCCCCAUAACCCCUACAUCCUGGAACCACGUAGAACCACCCAUUCCUUAUACUACUACUUCCACAUGUCAAAGGGGUGUAGUGAUAACUCCUUCCCAAACCCCAAUUAUAUCUUACUUGUCUCCUUGACAGUGUUCCACCCACAGAAGUCAUAUCAAUUCUCACAUCACAGAACAGCAAGUAGAACCCAUGUCUCUCAUGAUGACACAGAUUCACUCCCAUGCCAUUUACUGUAGCAUUCAGGCACUUCCCAAAGCAUUCCUGCAUAACCAAGCAGAGGACAACCAUCUCACACGCUUCUAAUCUUCCCUUUCCUGUCAGUGUCUCUAUUAGACAUCAUAGAUCACACAUCAUAGAUCCUUUCAGAAUACAGCUGUCACUUCAGAGAAAGGGUGGAAUACAUGAUGCUUAUCCUCUGCCUCCACAGCUAGAGGCAACAAUGCUUCUGAAAGCCCAUAGCUGGAAACUAGAGGAGAGGAGUGCUAUUGUGCUCACAUCUUGCUUGCAAGUUUCCCACAAGCAUCUGGUUGGCCACUGUGAGAACAGAAUGCUGGACUAGAUGGCCCACUGGCCUGAUCCAGCAAGCUCUUCUUACUGUAUGUUCUUACACAGGUAUAGCUUACCUCCCACAAUUUCCAGCAUUCUAGUUCGCAUGCUAUGGUAAACAAUAGUUAAUGGUUUAAAACAGUAAAUGGGUCAAUUUGGGCUGCUUUUCCAUGAUCCCUGUCUUAGUGUUAUGUCCAAACAGAGAUUACGCUUUGCUUCAACAAACCACACCCGGUAAGCCAAGAACAAACCUUAGAUGACUGCAGGUCAUUGUUUGUCAGAAUCGGAACAAACCAUAAUCCUUCAUUCAGAUGCAAUGCUAAGCCCAGGCAUCAUGGUUUGUUUCCCCUGCACAAUGUCAGGGAGGAGGUAAACAGCCUGGAUUGGUGCAGGAUGUGAAAUCAAUAUCGUUGUGGGACACCUUUGCUGUCCCUUAUAUACGAUACCUUUGGCUCUGCUUGUGUUGUUGAUUUCAUGUCAUGUUUCUGUUGUGCAAGGAGGAGCAAGCCAACACGAACUUUGCCAGGUUCAGGAAGGCUCAGCAUGAGCUGGAAGAAGCUGAAGAGCGAGCAGAUAUUGCUGAAUCCCAGGUCAAUAAGCUGCGGGCCAAGAGCCGUGACAUUGGGGGAAAGGUAAGUGUCUUGGUGGGGUGGGAUGAUGUACUGGCGUAGAAGGAAACUUUUCUCUGCACAAGGAUAACACCUUCUAUCUUUCAGUUGGUACUGUUAAUCUGCUUGGUUUCAAAUUCCUACUUAGCUCUUCUAAGAAGUAGCCCCAAAGUGAAACAGUGUAUUUUCCUCCAUGAAGUUUAAAUUGCCUUUGAGCCUUCCACUUGCUACUGAACACUUGGUAUUUGUUAGUGGAGAAAUGAACAGGAGAGCAUUUGCAAUGCAAAUUAGUAUUCCGGUCAAUGUAAGUUUCAUAUUCACAUUAAAAAGAAAUUGUCACUCUAAGGCUGCAAUCUUAUGCAUACUUACAUCGGAGUAAGUAUCACUGAACUCAGUGAGGCUUAUUUCUGAGUCUCUGGCGAUCACUCGUAGCCGAGUAAGAUUGUCUUCCAUAAACAUGGUUUUAACAAUGAGUCCGUAAGUGACUGUGGAGGCCAAUUCUGGAUCCACACGUCCUUCCACAGUAGGGACAUUGGUUUCUGGGCGGGAGUUGAUCACAGUGGGGAUUUGCCAAGCGUGCCUUCCUCUUAGCACAUUUCUCUCCUGCAUCCUGAGUUUGAGUGUCUUCAAAGCCCAUGACACCUUUGGUAAAGGCUGUUCUCCAACUGGAGCACUUGCAGGCCAAUGUUUCCCAGUUGUCAGUGUUUAUACUACAUUUUUUUUAGAUUUGCCUUGAGACAGUCUUUAAACCUCUUUUGUUGACCACCAGCAUUACACUUUCCAUUUUUAAUUUCGGAAUAGAGUAGUUGUUUUGGAAGACAAUCAUCAGGCAUCCGCACAUGACCAGUCCAAAUGAAGCUGAUGUUGAAGAAUCAUUGCUUCAACACUGGUGAUCUUUGCUUCUUCCAGUACACUGAGUAUUUCUGGGUAGACAUUUGUAGGAUUGCAUUACACACCUAAUGUGGCUGGGGCAACCCAGUCAGAUGGGUGGGGUACAAGUAAUACAACAACAACAAAUGUAACAAGAUGCCCAAUGUAUGGUAAUUUUCCACCUUUCCACUACUUAGCUCCAUGAACAAGAACACCAAUGUAAACAUUUUACAUUUGAAUAUUUGAAUUCUCCUCCCUUGACUUGAUAGUAAGCUUUGCAACCUAUCCAUCGAUUUAAGUGUAGAGAAAUAUUAUCAAGCGCAGUCAUGAGCUAUCCUCCAAUAAAUUUGAAAUGGCAAGAGAUAGACACAUACAUAUGGUACAAAUAUCUUCAAUAAAUAUUGGAGUGUUAAGUACUAACAGAUUUGUAAAGCCAGAAGCAAUGACUUAGAUCAUGUUCUCCGAUUUCCUUACAAACAUGUGCUACAUAAUUUCACGGCAGCAUCUUCUCUGUGCUUCAUGGCUCUUAAAACAAAUAGGAAUUGUGUCCAGACUAGAGUGAAAUCUGGAAGCCUGGGCUACAGCCUGGUAAGGAUCUUCUUUCCCCUCUUCUUUUGAUUUCUCUCCUUUACCUUGCUACUUCUCCUUCAUAUUAUACUUCUGAGCCAAGGAAAUAAAAGCAGUUGCUUUUCCAGUUGCUGUGGUGGCAGCAGUCCCACCACAGUUUGUGGGGGGCAGAGGGAGAGGAGAAUAAGACAGAGCAAUUCUUCCACACCAGAAAAAUAAUGCAAGAGGGAGAAUUCCUGCCUGUUAGUUAGUCCCUUGACAUACUCUUGCUACCUACACUGUUCACAUAUAAGCUGUUCCGUUACCUCAUUAUCUUCUACAUUUGAAUUUAUUUUUGUACAGAAAUCGGAAGAAUGAGACGAACUACGCCUGAAAAGAUUCCACACAAUGUGGAAUUCUUCAGAGUGGAAUGUACAUGUAAAUCAUUGAACCUGAAUAAAAAUACAUUUUAAGCAACAUA